UCCGUUUUGUGUGGUUUCGUGGCUAUAAAAGGCCCAUCCAUCUGGCAGCAGGGAUUCAGUUUGCGAUCACUGUCCCAAGGAGUUGCAACGAGCGAUAGAAAUGAAGCUGCUGAUUUUUGCCUGUCUGCUGGGUCUGGCCCUCGGCCACGAGGUCUACACCUACUAUACCCCAUCGUACGGGUACUACCCGUCGACCUAUGCCCGGGCUGCGGGUGUCCUGCCGCUGGCCUAUUCCCGCCUGGUGGCUCCGGCCGCCGGCGCUGCCGAAUCGCAUCUGUACCACAGCGUGGCGACUCCCAACUCCUUCCAGCAACAGUACCGCAGCGACUACAAGCCCCUGACCUAUGAGUAUCACCUCUAUUGAAGAGCGAGAGCGAGGGAGAGGGAGAGUCAGCGAGAGAGAGCAAACACCUCUCUCGCUGCCGCAUCUCAUAUCCACGUAUCCACGUAUCCAAGUGAAAUUUGAAUAAAGUUUGUCCACUCCCAA
This is a messenger RNA of Drosophila miranda, 487 nucleotides long. RefSeq lists its product as uncharacterized. The record is from RefSeq and is a predicted model, not a curated record. Lineage: Eukaryota; Metazoa; Arthropoda; Insecta; Diptera; Drosophilidae. The transcript has 2 exons. Bases 101 to 364 code for a protein of 87 amino acids.